Molecule: messenger RNA, 3573 nt
Organism: Vitrella brassicaformis
Lineage: Eukaryota; Vitrellaceae
Source: the annotation of a GenBank genome assembly
CCAAGAGAUGUCCGAGAGGCACAUCGUUUGUCUACCCAUCCAUCCAUCCAUCCAGCUGUCUACAGUGGGGGCAGCCUGGGCAUCGACUGGCUCACACUGAUGGUGUUGCCCUCAUCUCGCUCCCUCCCUGGCCUCUCCGGGCUCAGACUGCGGCUCACAGCAGCAGUGCCACCCACACGACGACCGCGGGCAACCGCACCCCGCCUUCAGAUCGACCACACAAGGAAAGGACGUCACUAGGAGCUCCUGAGUUAUUGGUCUACGUCUCUUCUCUCUAUCGUCACCUUUGUCUUUUGAUGACGGACAGCUGCAUUUGCAGCACACCCCGCUGGCUGGACGUCAGCAUGGCAGACCGGUUGCGGGGCGUGCCGUUGUUCUGAUCCACACACAGAUGACAUACAGACAGACAGACAGACAGACAGGAAUGUGUGUCGUUUUGUGGUAGGGCAUUGCAUUGCUGGUUGAGUGGUGCGUACGUCAGUGUAUGCAGCAAGUUUGGGGUAGAAGAGGGGUGUCCUGGAACCGAGGAGCCUCUCCUGCGCCUGUCGAUAGAUUUGUAGGGCAUCAGCGGUUGGACGAGGUCUUUUGUGUGUUUCUGUGCAUAUGUGUCAUGAGACCUGUUGCUGUAUGGGCUUCCAUAUGGAGCACUCCACCUCAUGCUGGCCUGUCAGAACACAAACGGACACCACACUGUGUGCGGUGUGUGUGUGUGUGUGUGUGUGUAUGUGUGCAAGUAACUGAGUACCUGGCUCUAGCGGCACGUCUACAUAUCCAUAGCCCUCAAUGCCGCACUUGCCGAACCCAUCCUUGCUGUACACCUGACCACACCCAGCACCAACCAAUGUGUGCACACUUUGCCCGCAGAAAUGCACUUACCAGGAAGAACAGACGAGGCGGCGGGGACAGCGGCGUCUCCUCUGCACCCAAUCAAUGAACACACACACACACACACACACAUUACCAGAGCUCAUAUUGGUUCGUCUGUGCGCGGUUGUCGCUUUGACCUCGAUCAGCGGAUUUCUCCAGGGCAGCGAAGUGCAUUUCGAUGGGCUGAUGGAUGACAGGUGACAAAGGAGAGCAGCACAGGUGGGUUUAUGGCUUGCUAUCGAUGAAUAAGGUGCGUGUUGGCUCGCUGACGUGUCCGAAUGUGUAUAUGGGGUAUCCAGGCGGUGCGAAGCACUGCGCUGUCGUGCUGCGGUAGAUGCUGAGCAAGAGAGAGCAGGGAUACACCAAUGGCUGCCAGACGUUCUCCCUCGAUCUGUUUGUUACAAGAGUGGGUCUAUGUCGUCAGGCGCAAUGUCUUGGCUCUCGUCAUCCGUCCCGCCUAUCUCAGCACGCCAACCUGACCAACACGCAACACAUUUAUGUGCAUGAUUGAAUGGCCUGCCCGCCUGCUGACCAUCAUUCGGCGGCAAGAUGCCCUCGAUCGCUACCGAAUACGACCUGAUGACAACCAAGCCAGUGAAGCGAUUUGUUUAUGUGUGUAUGCCUUCGUGUCGGUUCAUCUCUGACCUACCUGCCGAAGAGUAGGCUCCACGGCGAUGGUGUGCCAGGCGGCCCUCUGACGCGAUACCACUCAGGCGGGAACUCUGCACUCAUGGAUGGAUGGAUGGAUGGGCAGACAAAAGCCAGGCAGAGAGACACAUACAUGAGCCCUUUCUCACUCCCUCCCUCCCUCUCUCCCUCCCUCCCUCCAUUGCUCUGUAGGUGUACCUGACAUCUCGUCGUUGAGGUAUGAUGUCGGCCAGUCCGUCACCGUCACGGCGGUGCUGGCAUCAUCAAACGUGUGGGAGGAUGCAGGGGAGGAGCCCCACAACGCCUCACUCUGACCGGUAAAGUCAUACACACACACAUACAUGCUUCUACCAGUGUUGUGUUCACUCGGAUACACACCUUGGUGGUCGCUUCCUGCUUCAACACACCUGCAUUAACACACGGUGGGCAUCCACACACACAUCCCUCGCCCCCGAUUCUCUCACCGUCAGCAUCGUAUCUGAGCAGCUGCCCGAAAACAGACCACACGCACUGGAUGCCCCGCGGCGCGCCCACAGACAGUGACGGCGCGGAGCCAAAGGGCCCUAAGGUGGCCCCCUCACUGGACCAGAAUGGCUCCAUGUCCGCCGCCAACACCGAUGGCGGGGCGGCAAUGCGCAGAGGGGCGAAUCCUGGACCGGCGAGGUUCUCGUACAGCGCGAGAGCCCUGAGAAAGUGAUCAGACGGGCCGAAAAUGAGGCAGGCUAAGUGCGUUUGCGUGUCUUGUGUGUGUGUGUAGUGGGACGAUUACUGUUCUUCGAGUCUCCGUCUGUUCUUCUGCGCGUCGAUGAAGCCCUCGAUGGUGAUGGCGUCCCCGCCCUCGACGAACACUUCUAUGCGGACCUCAUACUGGUGGCCCUGACCCUGGACAGAGGGAAAGAACGACCAUCCACUGGUCGCCCUUUUCAUUGCUGUUGCCAAUUGAACUGUUCACCCCAGGCAGGGAGAAUGUGGCGGACUUGCCGCUCUCGGUCGAUGGGAAGCGAGGCUGCAAUACACAAACAGCACACAGCAUGGAUGCCUCUGUUGCUGUUGGGGCUGGAUGGCUGUCUGUGAGUCACCCACCGUGACUUCGAGCAGUGUCGUCCGUUUCUGUGUGGCCCCACCGAGGGCCGACGGCGCCACGCCCCGGGGCGAGUCGCCCAGGCCUCCAGCCCCACCGGCCUCCAGCCUAUGGGCCGCCAACUGACACAGCAGCACCUCAUGCGCAUCACCACUGAUGGAGUGGGGAAAGGGAGGAAAAGGCAGAACGACAGAAUAUGGGAUGAAUCUCUCUGUGUCUUGUGGAUCUACUUGUCCUCCUUGAUGCUGCCCAUGAUGAGCAUGGACUCCUUGUGGCCAUCGCGGAGCCGGGACUUCUGCGGCUGGCUCCGGCUCCGCAAACCCACCUCCUCAAACGCUAUAUCCGGCACCCUGCACACACACGCACACACACACACAAAUGCGGACUCACCAAUCGUGCUCAUCCAAUGUGCGUGUGGCUGUGUCCUCACUUUGCCUUUGCCGAUGUGGUGAUAGGUUGCAGCACGAAGGCAGCUAGUGCUCGCACGGCGCCUUCGUGUUGCCCGACGAUGUCACGGUCGACGUACGUGAACAGCACCUGAAUGAAACAAGGCACGCAGGCAGGACAGUGAGUGAGAAGAGAAGCGCAUCUGAUUGCCCGUGGUUUGCACCUUUCCUGCAGCCGCGUGCUGUUGGCUCGUGGUGGUGGCCGCAUAUGCGCUCGAGGGAGCCCUGGACGAACAAAGGAAGAACACAUCCAGACAACGAACGACAGCCGAUCUCUGCAUGAAACUCACGCCGGGCUGAGGACUUUCUCCUGCCACCGGAACUCCGCCACGUGCACCUCAGCAGCACCCUCAUACUGCUCGCCUCCCGCUGCUUUCUCCCCUCCUGGUUGACCACCACCAUUUGUCGGCGGGAGGGACGGGUGGCUGGCGGCGAGUGGCAGAUCUCCUCCAUCGGUCUUUCUCAGCAGUGUGGCACGGAUCUUGAGCGCCUCAAGCGGCUCAUCCAAGUGAUAGAGGCCGCUCAUCCCGU